GCGAAGAGUAGAAAGUAGGAGUCGCCGUGCUCGACUCUUCCCGGUUGCUGUCUCUUGCUUGUUUUCCCCGGUUCUACUUGCUUUCGCUGCCCAAUGCAUCCGCGGCGCCCCGAGGGCUUCGACGGGCUGGGUUACCGGAGCGCCCGAGAGGAGUCCGGAGGCUUCGCGGCCAAGCCGGACCUAGGCCACUGGGUCACUACCCCGCCUGACAUUCCUGGCAGCCGCAAUCUCCAUUGGGGUGAAAAGACGCCGCAGUUCGCUGCAGGCACACCUUUGGUGGCGGCUGGGCUCAACGAGGACCCGUACCUAGGAGGUGCUGGCACCAACUCCGAACAGUUGAAUCGGUUUGCAGGCUUUGGGAUUGGCUUGGCAAGUUUAUUCACAGAAAAUGUGCUGGCUCAUCCUUGCGUCGUUUUGCGGCGGCAAUGCCAGGUUAAUUAUCAUGCCAAGAAUUAUCACCUAACUCCAUUUACAAUCAUCAACAUUAUGUAUAGCAUCAAUAAAACCCAGGGCCCCAGAGCUCUUUGGAAAGGAAUGGGGAGCACUUUCAUCGUUCAGGGCAUAGCCCUUGGAGCAGAAGGCAUCAUCAGUGAAUUCACGCCCUUGCCAAGAGAACUUGCGUACAAAUGGAAUCCCAGGCAAAUAGGAGGACAUCUUACGCUGAAAGGGUUGACUUGUGUGAUAGCAAUGCCUUUUUACUCAGCAAGUCUGAUUGAAACUGUGCAAAGUGAAAUCAUUCGGGAUAAUCCUGGAAUUUUGGAUUGCCUGAAAGAGGGCAUAGGCAGAGCAAUGGGCUUUGGAGUCCCCCAUAGCAAGCGGCUGCUCCCUCUGUUGGCAUUGACCUUUCCAACAGUUCUUCAUGGAGUCCUUCAUUACAUAAUCAGCUCUGCAGUACAGAAACUGGUCCUCUUCUUCCUAAAGAAAGAGAAUUCCCCAAGCUUUCCAGCUGAGAACUCUAAUUCUGUACAAAGCAUGUUGGAUGCUUAUUUUCCUGAACUCAUUGCUAGCUUUGCCGCCAGCCUUUGUGCAGAUGUUAUGCUUUAUCCACUGGAGACAGUUUUGCAUCGCCUUCAUAUUCAAGGGACACGCACCAUCAUUGACAAUACGGACCUUGGAUAUGAAGUUCUCCCCAUCAAUACACAGUAUGAAGGAAUGAGAGACUGUAUCAAUAGCAUAAAACGUGAAGAAGGAAUAUUGGGGUUUUACAAAGGGUUUGGGGCUGUUAUUGUACAGUACACACUGCAUGUAGCCGUAUUACAGCUUACUAAAAUUCUUUACUCCACACUGCUUCAGAACAUUUCUUAAAAGCUAAUGGAUGUGGCCAUUUAAUUGGCUACAUUUUCAAAAAAUAGGUACAUUACUGAAAUCUGAAGGAUUAAAAUAUAUAGUAAUGGUUCCUUCAUAAAUAAAAAGAUAGGGGAACAUAUAUCCUUUACACAGGCCAUGGUAAGAGGAAACUGAAAUGUGUGGGUCAACACAAGGCUUUUAAAAUAUUGAAAUGUAAAUAAAAUAUUAGAAGGCAUUUUAUAAAUCUGUCCAGAGUAUGAUUUUCAGAGUGAUGAUAUGUAGUAGAUACAAUUCCACUGGCAAUUUCUCCUGCAUAACUAUUAGAAAUAAACAAUAGCUAUAUAAAAAGAAGCUGUGUUAUUUUUAAAGCCUUGUCUCUUCUUAGAGGGACCUGCACUGAAGAUCGUUAAUAUGAACUUAAUUUGGCAAUCUUGGAAUAAACUCAGAAACCUAUGAACUUUGUCAGUUUUGUUGAAGAACUUUUCACAUAAUUGCUGUAAACAAUAUUGCUAAUAUCAAUAAUAUGAAUGUAAACAGCAUUUUUCCACACUGGACUCUUGUUGGGUUACAGGUGUACUUUUUCCCCCAACGUUUUGUUGAUAAAACAGUAUGUGGUGCCCCUAAAAAAACAAAAUCCAAAAUUGUUCUAUUACUUGCAUAAAAGAAAAAUGUCAUGCAGUUGAAGUUCUUCUACUUGACUGCUGAGAAGAAUGUUGGUUAUAGUUGGCACUACUAGAAUUCUUCAUACAAUAUUAGAAUUCUGCCUCACUACAAUAUGAGGUCUCAGAAGGUUGUCAUAAGUAGACAUAAGUCAGGUAACUACUAAGAUGUCUCCCUAAGAUGGCAUCAAAAUACUUCCAAUGCAGGUUAAUUGAGUUUAAUUGAGGUAAAUACAUUCCAAAUAAAUAUAACUCAUAUAUAUCAAGGAAAGUUUUACUGAUAAUUGUCCUUCUGCACAAUUAUCAUGGCCUUUAAUUAAAGCCAUUAUUGAUUUGAAAUACCCAAUUUCAAAUGUGAAACAGGCUGGAAGUGUUUCAAGUGUUUUAAACUCAGAACAGUGCUGUUUUAAACUUGAAACACUUCAAAAGUGAUCAAAAUAACCUGCUUUGCACUUGAUAGUUGUUUCACACUAAAACAGAAUUUUGAAUUCAAAUAGGUUGAAUGUGAAAUUGUUGCAUACCUCUGUUUUCAAAUUUUAGUCUAUAAAAAAACAGCUUGUUUUCAGUAUUGCUGAUAUUUUUCCAAGAAUCAAAUUGAAAUUCAUCCCAGAAAUCUAGCUGAAUUUGGUGGUCUUUAUAUUUCCCAACCACAAAUAUAAAGACCACCAAAUUCAGCCUAUAUUGUAUUUAAACCUUUGUUUAAUUGUUUUUCAGAAAUAGCUACUGUAGAGCAGAAUUCUCUUACCCGUUAGUAUAAUAUGCAACACUGGACUGCAGUCCAUAGUAUGUUUCCUUUUAAAAUGACACAAUUUUGUUUCAAAAAGCCUAAUUCCAUUAGACGUCUAUUUGCUUCUGUGUCCAGGCUUGAUCUAAUGGAAAAUGUAGAAGGAUGUAUUUUACAAUGCAUUUGCAUGCUUUAAAAAAAGCCUUUGGAAAAGUUCCUGUCUCUUUCAGCAAUCAGUGUGUUGUAAAAGACUAGGUAUAUCUUUAUGAAUCUAGAAAACUAAUAUUUCAGAAUUUAUGUACAAAGUUCUUAUUUAUGGGGCACAUCUGUUAAAUACACUCAUUAAUUAUGAAGCACAUCAAAUUACCUUUGAAAAGAAAUUGCAGAGGAAGAGGUUAAACUUGUUAAUUAAUUUUUGUGGUUAUCAAAGAAUUGGUGUGAGAAUUGAAGACACCAGGCGACUUCUCUUGUAUUUGAACUGUUUUGCCAAAAUAAAAUAAAUGUUCCAAACAAAUGAAUUGAGAAGAGGGUAAUAGUGACAUAUUUCAGCUUUUCAAUGUAUGUUGUAGAUGUAAUCUUUUCAUAAUGCUUCUACUAGGUUGAAUGCUGGAGUCCUAAAGGAAUUGUGCACUUUGUAAGCUCUAAUAAAGCUAUAAAAUGUUGUGCUGUGAUGAACUGCUGGGUCCCUCAAUUUACAGAAUUUGUUUCUCAGAAUCCCUGGAGAAAAUCUAAAUAAAAAGUGAUGUAAAUUUUGUUUGACAUAUUGGAAAAAUAUUUGGUUAUGCGCGUGAUAAAGUACCACUUUACAUAUUAUGCAGUCGAUGCAUGUGCUACCUGUGCAGCAAACUGUAUGGCAUAUUAGAUUAAUGUGGAAAUGGUGUACACAGAUUUUUAAAAAAUAUAUUAAGCUGCUCUAUGUCAACCUUAGUAUAUUACCAUGCUCAAAAAAAGGGGGCUUUGGGAGAGUAGUUAGUUAUACUUUGAAGAAUUUUUUUUUAAAGCUUUUAAAACAUGCUGAGAAUCAAAGUAUUACCAUCUCAUAAGGCACUUGGCAGUGAACAUUUUUAUAUGAUAAGAUAAAAAAUGCCAUCCUUAGUUCUAUGAAGAAACGUUUAAUGCAGUAAUAUAUUCUAAGGCAAUGUUAAUUUGUUAAAUUUGUUGCAAAAUGUGGCUUCCUUGUUACUAUAAUUAUUCCCUGUGGGCUUAGUGCAAACAGCUGAAAAACCAAAGGAAAAAGAAAUAUCCAGAAUAGGAAAGUUAAGAAUCUUAUGGUAGAUUUCUAUAACUUUACUACUCUUUUAAUAAUAGGUCCAAAAUAUUAUAAAUUAGUUAUUUGUGCCUCAAGUCAGAACUCUGGAUUGAUCUGUUCUAUGAUCCAUCUGUUUGUUUUCUUGGCUAUUUUCAGGAGACUUCUCCAUCAUCAAAUUUUGAAAGCAUCAAUACACUUUCUAUCCUUCAAAGCCUAACUUUAAGUUCCAUACAGUGUCACAGGGAAUUGUCUGCACAGUUCUGAUCUUUGUAGAUACAGACACAUCCCUGCACCUGAAUAUCUUUUCCAAGACUUUAUUACUCUACCAAAUGCUAGUCUGUGGCAUAUUUCUCGACUGCUGGCUUUUUUAUUUCAAUGUCGUCAAGUUUUGUU
Python bivittatus (Burmese python) is the source of this 4312-nucleotide messenger RNA. It is a transcript of the gene SLC25A46, whose product is annotated as solute carrier family 25 member 46. Gene Ontology annotation, cellular component: mitochondrial outer membrane. The record is from RefSeq and is a predicted model, not a curated record. NCBI's taxonomy places the organism in Eukaryota, Metazoa, Chordata, Lepidosauria, Squamata, Pythonidae. Gene Ontology annotation, biological process: mitochondrial fission; mitochondrial membrane fission; axon development.